UUGGUCACACGCCAAUUUUUAUUUUUAUAUCUAACCACGUGGUUAUGACGUGACGCUUGCGCACACAAUUACUAAAUGGAAUUUGUGUUAAUUUAUUGUUUUUAAUAACAAAUGACUAUUGUUUUUAUUUUAAAUUUGAACAUUUAAUUGGAACCAGUUUAGUUUUUUUAAUAAGUGAUUAAGUUUCUGAAAUACAAUGUUUGAAAAAUUAUUUUUAUUGUUUGCGUGUCUUAUAUUGCCGAGGCCAUCAUAUAUGAACCCUGAUAAUAUAGGUUUGUUAGCAAGUACGCUAAAAACCAUGCAAAUAGCAGCUUGUGAUGACGAAACCGUCUCGUUACGCUGUCCUGCAGGUACUUCAAUAAGUAUCCAAUUCGCAAAAUACGGAAAAGCCGCUCCCCAAGGACAUAAAUGCGUUAUGGAGGGAUUGGAUUUCGGAGGAUUGGGAACAUUGGACAAAGAAGUGUGUCUAUUGCCUAAUUCUAUGCAGUAUUACAUUCUACAAACAGUGGUUGAGACAUGUCAAAAGAAGCCUCAAUGCACAUUCAGUACGAAGACUAAGCCGGGCACUGUGGACCCCUGUCCAUCGUCCAGGAAGUUCAUUGAAGUAGCGUAUAAGUGCAAACCUUUUGAAUUCCGUAGUCGUACUGGCUGUGAAAAUGAUGUUUUGGCGGUGUCUUGCGAUGCACAUACACGGAUAGCUGUGCUCGACGCUCAGUAUGGCCGUACUGCCUUCGAAUCAAGCAAAUGUCCACAAACAGAUGGAGUUCCUGAUGAGACAUGCAAAGCACCACACACAACGGAAACUGCGAUGCAGAUAUGCCACGGCAAACGUCGAUGUCAAAUAUCUGUUACACAAAACAUUUUCGGAUCUCCCUGUGGUCCUGAAUCGAGACCUUAUCUUAAGAUUGUGUACGCUUGCGUUCCCCUGGAUGUUCUGACAGAGAAAUACGAGAGUGCACUGGAAAGAGAUGAAGUCACGGAUUUCUUAUCUGGAGUUGAGGAUAACUUUUUCGGAGAAACUGAUGAAUUUGGUGAACAAAAUGGAUCUCCUUCCAUCGCGGUUCCAGCGCCACCAUCAUCGUACGACAACCAACCGACAAUAGAUGUUACAACAAUUGCUGCUAAUAAAAAUAACGACGGACCAUUACCUGAAGCAACAAAUUCUAAAACACCUAAAAUGUUAAUAUAUGCAGCUGUCAGUAUUCUUAUAUUGAUAACGCUUGUAUUUGUUCUAUUAGUUAUACGUUAUUUAAUGAAACGUAGAACAAAGAACAAUCCUAAAACUAAUGAUAUGUUCACAACUGAAACUCCGAAUAUAUUCGGCGAUGGGCUUUCUGAUAUUGACAAUGAUGUUGAUGUAAGUCACAUUUCUGGUACUUUUUAUGAUCCUGUACAUCCUGAUAUGAUUCUAUAUAAAGAUGUACCAGGAAAUACGACUUUAAGAGCUAUGCGACCUCUUUCAACAGUGUAUCCAUGUUCCAGUACUAAUAUGUAUGGUACUGUAAACUAUCCAUCACAUACGCGAGAUUACUCAACUAGUAGAUUUAGUGAGAACAAAGCGGUUGAUAAUGAUAUUAUUGUUAGUCCAAAGAGUUUAAGAGGUUAUACGAAUUCCCAAUUCUUUUACGGCUGACGUCUAAAUUGCUUUGUUAAUUCUCCAAGUAUUAUUUUUGUGUUCAAGGUAUAUCUAAGGUAAUUUUACGCUACUCUGUUGAAAUAAAAACCAUAUUACAAGCUUUUAAAGCAAACCAAGUUACCUUUGAGCCUUGUCCUAGUCACUAUGUUAUUAAUAUUUAUAAUUACGUCACAUUUUGCACUUGUCAUACUUAUUUUAAUUGUAUUAAAUUUACUAUUGUCCAUGUUUACUCUAAGAUCCAAUGCUAACUUGACCUUUCCAAAAAUAUUAUCUACAUUUUCCUGUAUUUUAAAUUUAUUCAAUGUCUUGUAAAAUAAUUGUAAUUUUCUUAGCUUUUUAUGUGGUUUAAAAUAAUUUUUAUUGAAAAGGAAGUUAAUUCUCUUUGUAAAUUUUUCAAGAAUAUGAACUAGGUAUAAUAGUGAAUUUAAAAAAAUGCUUCAUCAACAACGUGCCCUUAUUCUUACGUCAGUACAGUGUACCUUUCAUACAUUUCUACAAAGUGCCCUUGUUCUUACGUCAGUACAGUGUACCUUUCAUACAUUUCUACAAUGUGCCCUUGUUCUUACGUCAGUGCAGUGUACCUUUCACACAUUUCUACACUUUCUCCUCUACUAUCAUCGCCAUCAUCUCCACGUAUAAUGUUAAUACUUUCCGAAAUGAAAAAUUGCAUGAAAGUUUUAAUUGUUCUUUGUUUUAUUGGCAAAUCUUACGGGAGAUUAUGUUGUCUGCUUUCAGCUGGCUCUCAAGCUACGUGACGUCACCAGUGCUUAAUAAGUGCUGUGAGCACUGAGAACUAGAAGAGAGUUAGUAGGCAUUUCUUUUAAACCUUUUUAUAAUUCAAAAGUUAGUUUUAUAAGGGAAUUCGCAAACAAUCUUUGGAUUUAGGACGAAAAUUUCUGGAAAGGUCAUUAAAAAAAAUCAUUUUUUUAAU
This is a messenger RNA of Papilio polytes (common Mormon), 2567 nucleotides long. RefSeq names its product protein eva-1 homolog C-like. The coding region runs from base 197 to 1633 and encodes 478 amino acids. NCBI's taxonomy places the organism in Eukaryota, Metazoa, Arthropoda, Insecta, Lepidoptera, Papilionidae. The transcript is spliced from 7 exons. The record is from RefSeq and is a predicted model, not a curated record. Gene Ontology annotation, molecular function: carbohydrate binding.